AUGGCGGCGCCCGCGCUGCAGCGGCGGUGCGGCCGGGCGGCGGGGCUGUGGGGCGGCCUGCUCCGGACCCCACCGCCGCUGCCGCUGCCGCUCCGGCGGCGAGCCCACGAGCAGCCGCGGCGGGCCCGGGGCGCCGGGGGCCUGCUGGCGGCGCAGUGCGAGCGCGGCCUCUUCCAGGAGGUGUUCCCGGCGCAGAGCGCGGAGGAGCAGCUGCCGGGCCUGCUGGAGCCGGGCCGCCCGCCCCUCACCGCCUACUGCGGCUUCGACCCGACGGCCGACUCGCUGCACGUCGGGCACCUGCUGGCCGUCAUGGCGCUCCUCCACUUCCAGCGCGCGGGCCACAACGUCAUCGCCGUGGUGGGGGGGGCCACGGCGCGCCUGGGGGACCCCAGCGGCCGGGAGCGCGCGCGGGAGCCGCUGUCGGCGGAGCGGGUGCGGGCGCACGCGCGGGGGCUGCGGGCCGGCCUGGGGCGGCUGUUCGAGAACCACCGGGAGCUGUUCUGGGCGGCGGGCGGCGGGCGGCUGGGGCAGGCCGCGCUGCUGGACAACGCCUCCUGGCUGGGCCGGCAGCCGCUGCUCGACUUCCUCGGCGGGGCCGGCGGGCGGCUCCGCAUGGGCACGCUGCUGAGCCGGCAGAGCUGCCAGGCGCGGCUGCGCAGCCCCGAGGGCAUGAGCCUGGCCGAGUUCCUCUACCCGGCGCUGCAGGCCUACGACUUCCUCCACCUCCACCAGCACCACGGCUGCCGCAUCCAGCUGGGGGGCGCCGACCAGAUGGGCAACAUCAUGUCCGGCUACGAUCUGGUCAGCAGGAUGACAGGAACAGAUGUGUUUGGAAUUACUGUACCUCUUAUUACCAGUACUACUGGAGAUAAACUGGGAAAGACUGCUGGCAAUGCAGUUUGGCUAAACAGAGAUAAGACUUCUCCAUUUGAGCUGUAUCAGUUUUUUGUCAGACAACAAGAUAACAUAGUUGAAAAAUACCUGAAACUCUUCACCUUCCUUCCUCUUGAGGAGAUUGACCACAUCAUGGAAAUGCAUGCUAAAGAACCUGAAAAGUGGGGCCCUCAGAAACGACUUGCUGCAGAAGUAACCAAGCUUGUUCAUGGUAGAGAGGGGCUAGAAUCUGCUAAGAGGUGUACUAAGGCCCUUUAUUACAGCAGCUUGGAGGCAUUGGAAGCUAUGUCUGACCAAGAGUUACAGGAACUUUUUAGACAAGCUCCUUCAGCUGAAUUGAUGCUUGAACCUGGAAUGAACGUUCUUGACUUGUGUCGCAAAGCAAAUGCCAUUCCAGAUGGACCCAGUGGGUACCAGAAAAUUACAGAUGGUGGAGUUUCAAUAAACGGGAUUCGAGUAACUGAUCCUGAGACUGUUCUUAUUCUCGGACAGCAUAUUCUCAAGAAUGGAGUAUCAUUGCUUAGGAUUGGAAAGAAAAAUUACUACAUUAUAAAAUGGCUGCAGUUGUGACAACAGAACGUCUCCCUAAAACGACGUAUCAUUUCGACUCUGUUGCUGGAAGAUGUACUUGAAGAUGUUUCUAUACUGUGCAUUACUACGCAGCUCACAGACUGCCCAAUACCAUAGUUUUAUUCUCAAAAUACACCAACAGAGUUCAAGUAAAGGCAGCUAAGUUAUGCCACUGAAGAGAUUUUUAGAUACUCUGCCUUAUUCAAAGCACCAUUCAUAAGACGAUAUGCGCAAGAAGAUGGAAAGAUUAAUUUCAAAGUCCAAAGAUGGAGGUGCUCUUCCCCUCCUUUAACAACCUUCUGUGUUGUAGGAGGAGAACAGUGGCCAGGUACUCUACAGCAUAAUCCACAGCAAGAUGAGCAAAAGCAUACUUGAAACCAAUACUUCUUAGAGAGGAUGCAUGCUGCUGUGCAGUUUGACUUCAUCCUAACAGAGAAACCUGUGUAAGUGGGUAAGGACAACCAACCUACGAUCAACAUUUUUUUUUCAGAACAGGUUUGCUUUGAAGGAAGCUGCAGAAGAUUCACAAUAAAUGAGUAGAAUGAUCAAGCCGUAAUAUGUAAGCUUCUUAUUGGUUAUGUAUGGGGGCAUGUUGCAAAAAAGCUUUCCAGCCUUAGUAUGGUCAUACAGAGCAAAUUCACUUUUUGAAAUGUAAGAGAGUACAGAGCCUUUCAAAGCUUAAAUCGGCCUGAUAAAUUCCUUUUAUGCCUUCUGUGUGCUUAGUGGGACUUACAACGUGGGUGACGCUCAUUCCACUUCCUCAGUCUUUUGAAUUACCUGGAUGCAUCUGUGCUAUCUAGAAUCUUUGUCGAAGGUACAUCCUGGCACUAGUUCUGUGGGCUCUACAGUCAGUUGCAAGAUAGUAUAUUAUAUCAGAAGAUUUGAAGCAUGUACAUGAACGCUUUUUUAAUUUUAGAUGCCUAGGAGUUGUGGGUGAACAGCACCACAAGGGUAUCUGGACCAGGAAACGUGAGGGAAGCUAUAGUGCUUUUUGCAAUUAAAAAAGUCAGAUCCUUCAGAUAGAUGGGGCAACAUGCAAAAGCUGCACUCCUUCAUGAAAGAGCAGAAAAUGAUCCUACUGCUUAUGGCCUAGCCAACAUUUGGGAUCAUUAACUUCCUCAUUUUCUUGUAAAGACAGCAUGAAAGUGAGAAGGUACUUCAAGAGUUGGUAGAAUAGCAACAUCUGUGUUUAAAGGUAGUAUUGCUUUAUUGCUCCGAAACACCACCACCCCUUUUUAUUACUAGCCACUAGAGCUGCUUACACACCUGGAAUCAAAUAAGAAUGGAGUACACCACCUUGCUAAAGUCUCUUCCCAUGGUAGGGUUUGGGCUUGGGUUGCUUAGGCAAUACAGGUGCCACAGUACUUAUAGCCAGGUCACCUGAACAACAGCAAAACCCACAUGUGGUUACCAAGAUUAUUUGUAGUACAAGCCUGUAUUUGAAUUACUUGGAACUGGUUAAUUGACUUAGAAUACAGUAAUGUAGCUGGCUGGCUCAGAACUUUCUUAUUAAGGGACUCUCCCUGCCCCAGUACAAACACAUAUGAAACUCUCAGUCUGAUUUAUCAGUUGAUUGAUUGCUUUGGGCCUUGACUUCGGGGUUGUUUUCAAGGUUUAGGGUGACCCUCAUGCUUAGGCCAAGGAGAAUCAUUUCCUAGUCCAUGAAACUAGACAAUACAGUUUUGCAGUCGCACCAGCCACAAGGGGAGAGGCCUUAAUCUCAGCUACCUGAAUGUGGUAACUCAUCACCACCUCUUAACGUUGUUACAAGAAGUCAUGGUAUUUCAGCUGGUUUAAAACCACCAAGCCUAUGAGAAGAAUGGAGAAGUUACAGGAAAUGUUAGUAAGCCUCAGGAAUCCAGAUAGUCUGUAGUUGGGUGUGGAGUUUCUGUUGGUUUUUUUAGGUGGGUUGUUUUGGUUUUGGUUUUGGUUUUUUUUUACUUGAUGUUGUUCAACUUGAUGUGAUCAACUUGGUGGCACUUGAUGGUGGCUUUAUUUGCAUGGUCAAUCGAGGUUUCAAUAGUAAUAAAUUUUAGUGGCUUGCUGCUUAUACA
This is a messenger RNA of Gymnogyps californianus (California condor), 3518 nucleotides long. It is a transcript of the gene YARS2, whose product is annotated as tyrosyl-tRNA synthetase 2. Gene Ontology annotation, molecular function: ATP binding; RNA binding; tyrosine-tRNA ligase activity. Gene Ontology annotation, biological process: tyrosyl-tRNA aminoacylation. Lineage: Eukaryota; Metazoa; Chordata; Aves; Accipitriformes; Cathartidae. The coding region runs from base 1 to 1464 and encodes 487 amino acids. The transcript is spliced from 5 exons. The record is from RefSeq and is a predicted model, not a curated record. Gene Ontology annotation, cellular component: cytosol; mitochondrion.